AUGUCUUUUGUCGCGGCAACAUGCACGCUCAUAGAAAUCGUCAAAUACAUGACCGAAGCCUUGACGCCGUGGACCGUGCUGUUCACGCACAUUGUCAAACUGACGUGCGCUUCGGCGAUCCUGGCCCUCGACGUGGUGGUUUAUGCGCAAGAGAAGGAAUAUCAGUCACUUGUCGGUAUCGGCUUGGACGUUGCCUUGUUUAUCACAGCCAUCACAUUGGCAAUCUACGCCAUUCUCACGUACCGACGGCUGUCCGCGUUUGAUGACUACGUGCGCCCGGCCAACGUCAAAGGGUACGGCUUCAACGACGGCGAAGACGCGGACUUUUCCUACUCUAGCCGCCUGAGCAUCCGAGGUUCCAUGGAUAAACGCGGCACAGUUGGCUCACACCGUCCGAGCAUCGGGUCUCUUCGAUCCGUCAAAAACGAACCCGCCAUCUUGAACAAUAUGCAACGAGCACCAAGCUACUACAGCCACGAGCGAGAUACACAAUUUGACGAAUACGUGGCACGCCGAAGUUCGCUCGGUGCCCGGUCAGAUUUCGAGCGGCGGACGAGCGGCGACUACCGACGGGACAGCCCCCCGGGAGACGUGUCGCCAGACUCGCUCGUCGUGACUGGCGUGGUGCCGAGCCGCACUCGAGGUACUAGCAUCACGCGUGAAGUUAGUUACACGAGCGACCAUGUGCUGGUUGCUGUGCCCGAGGAAGAGCACGAGGCGCCGGACGAGGCUGCUCGGCAGGACGACGGGACGACGUUGCUGGGGAGCAGUCGACGAAACAGCGACGAGCAAAUUAUGCAGCUGCACCCGGUUCUUCAAGAGGCGGAUGUUCCGGAGCCGAAGUGGCAGCGGGAGGGAGUAAUACUUGAUGAUAUUUCGAUAUACCCUUGA
Molecule: messenger RNA, 891 nt
Organism: Metarhizium brunneum ARSEF 3297
Lineage: Eukaryota; Fungi; Ascomycota; Sordariomycetes; Hypocreales; Clavicipitaceae
Source: RefSeq, a predicted model, not a curated record